Parnassius mnemosyne (clouded apollo) is the source of this 1266-nucleotide messenger RNA. The record is from the annotation of a GenBank genome assembly. NCBI's taxonomy places the organism in Eukaryota, Metazoa, Arthropoda, Insecta, Lepidoptera, Papilionidae.
AUGCCUAUCACUGAAUAUGUAGCCUCGUUGUCACAAAAUCCUUAUUUUGGUGCUGGGUUUGGUUUAUUUGGUAUUGGAGCUGCUGCCGCAGUUUUAAGAAAAGGGAUACAGGCAUCUGUGAUUUUAUUUCGAAGACAAUGCAUGAUAACUUUGGAAGUACCGUGCCGUGAUAAAUCCUAUCAAUGGUUAUUGCACUGGAUCACAAAAAAGGGAGCAAAACACACACAACACUUAAGUGUUGAAACAUCGUUUCUUCAAAAGGAUACUGGGCAAAUAAAAACAAAAUAUGAUUUUAUACCAAGUGUCGGACAACAUUUCUUCAGAUAUGGGGGAGCUUGGAUAAAAGUUGAUCGAACAAGAGAGCAGCAAACUAUAGAUUUACAUAUGGGUAUACCUUUUGAAACUGUUACAUUGACAGCAUUUGGACGUAAUAAACAAAUUUAUUACGAUAUUCUUGAGGAAGCCAGAACAAUGGCCUUGAAGCAACAUGAAGGUAUGACAGUUAUGUAUACAGCUAUGGGCUCUGAGUGGCGCGCUUUCGGACAUCCCCGGCGUAGACGGCCAUUAAAAAGUGUAAUUCUUCGUGCUGGUUUGGCAGAAAAAAUUGUAACUGACUGCUUAGACUUUAUUGGUAACCCACAAUGGUAUACGGAACGUGGAAUACCUUAUAGAAGAGGGUAUCUGCUUUAUGGUCCUCCGGGCUGUGGUAAAUCUUCAUUCAUCAUGGCAUUGGCUGGUGAAUUAGAAUAUAAUAUCUGUGUUUUAAACUUAUCAGAAAGAGGAUUGACAGAUGACAGGCUUAAUCAUCUUCUUAGUGUUGCACCACAGCAGUCGAUUAUACUACUUGAAGACAUAGAUGCUGCUUUUGUAUCACGGGAAGACGCUCCAAAACAGAAGGCUGCUUAUGAGGGACUUAACAGGGUCACAUUUAGUGGACUUCUUAACUGUCUAGAUGGUGUAGCAUCCACAGAAGCUCGAAUUGUAUUCAUGACUACCAAUUAUUUAGAAAGGCUAGACCCUGCUCUCAUAAGACCAGGCAGAGUGGACCUAAAAGAAUUCGUUGGAUACUGUAAUCAGGAGCAAGUAGAACUAAUGUUUUUGAGAUUUUAUAAAGAUGCAAUAGCUGCGAAAACAUUUGCCGCGAAUGUGGUUGCUAUGAAAAAAUCAGUUAGUCCUGCUCAAAUACAAGGAUAUUUUAUGUUCCAUAAGCAUUCUACACCUGAAGAAGUUUUAGCAGAUAUUGAUAAAAUUUGGACCCUUGGAUAA